CCGAGGCAAAGUUAUGGGACUUCUGAUAGCGAGUGCCAUCAGCGUGACUGCUCCCCGUUGAUUGGUUUCGAUAAGGCCAAAGUCAGAGAUAGCCUUCUCUCUCUCCCUUCCUCUCCAAAAAAAGUAAAAAGAAAAAAAAAGAAAAAAGGAAAGUAGAUCUCUGAUCCCUCAUGGCUCCCUACACUUUGCCGAGAAAAUAAGAAACCCCUGUAUCUUUUCUCGAGAAAAUAUGUCGGACGCUUUGAUCAAUGGCCUGGCCGGAGCUGGCGGCGGAAUCAUCGCCCAGCUCAUCACAUAUCCUCUUCAGACUGUUAAUACUCGACAACAAACAGAACGUGGAUUGAAGAAGGAAAAGAGCAAGCUCGGAACUAUUGAACAAAUGCUUCAGGUUAUAAAUCAUGAAGGAUGGGAACGGUUGUACGGAGGUUUGGCGCCAUCAUUAGUGGGCACAGCAGCAUCUCAGGGUGUUUACUAUUAUUUCUAUCAAAUAUUCAGGAACAAGGCUGAAGCUGCUGCACUUGAACGUAGGAAGAUAGGGGUUGGUGAUGGAUCUGUUGGAAUGCUAUCUUCACUAGUGGUUGCUGCGUUAUCUGGGUGUGUGAAUGUGCUGUUCACAAAUCCUAUAUGGGUAGUUGUUACACGCAUGCAGACGUAUAAAAAAAACUCAAAGAAGUCCGAGCCUGGUCCGGAGCUAUUAACUGCUCAAGAUGAAGCAGUCCUUGCUGCAGCUGAGCCUCCUCCCUUUGGGACAACUCAUGCGAUCCAGGAAGUUUAUGAUGAAGCUGGAGUUUUGGGUUUCUGGAGAGGUGUAUUCCCGACAUUGAUCAUGGUGAGUAAUCCUUCCAUACAAUUUAUGCUGUAUGAAACUAUGUUGAAGAAGCUGAAGCAAAGACGUGCUUUGAGUAAGAAGGAUAACAGUGGGGUUACUGCUUUAGAGAUAUUUCUUCUUGGUGCUUUGGCGAAACUUGGGGCUACGGUCGUGACUUAUCCUCUUUUAGUUGUGAAGUCGCGGCUUCAAGCAAAACAGGUUACAACUGGUGACAGAAGGCAUCAUUAUAAAGGUACGUCAGACGCUAUACUAAAGAUGAUUCGCUAUGAAGGAUUAUAUGGGUUUUACAAAGGGAUGGGAACAAAAAUAGUACAAAGUGUACUUGCGGCUGCUGUUCUGUUCAUGAUUAAGGAAGAGCUUGUUAGGGGUGCUCGGUUCUUGCUCACUAACAAAGUGAAAUCAAAGCCUCCAUAGUUGUGAACCUAACCUCUCUUUUUCGGCCACGCCUUCACCUCCCCAUUCCCAAUUGGUUUAUUUCAUAGUGUUAUCGUUGCAAGAUCAAAUAUUUAUUCGAAAUGUAUUCGUCAUUGUUGGCAAAGUGGUACAUUGAAUAUAAGGGAUUUAGGGGGAUCAAUUUGGGGUAA
Molecule: messenger RNA, 1413 nt
Organism: Prunus mume (Japanese apricot)
Lineage: Eukaryota; Viridiplantae; Streptophyta; Magnoliopsida; Rosales; Rosaceae
Gene: PXN
Product: Mitochondrial substrate carrier family protein
Biological process (GO): transmembrane transport; nucleotide transport
Source: RefSeq, a predicted model, not a curated record